CUGUCGGGGAUACUGUAUCCUGGGGAUGCCCCAGACAAUGCGGACUUGCUGGCCACUGACCAUUUCUACCUGUACCAGGUAACAGAGAAUGAGUACGUCAUAAUGAACUCAGGAUGCAGGCUGGAUCCAGAGCUUACCGUACCUAUUGCGUCACUGAUGAAUCCGUUAUUCAAACUAGAUCGCUGGUACUGGCGUCACCUUGGUCUAAGACGGGGCUAUGAUAAACGAGACCUCACGAGGAGUGAGCGUCAAUGUACCUGGAGGUCUGGGUCUAUGGGAGAUGCCUUGGCAGAGCACGCUACAUUCCUAUUGGACUCGCGGUCCCAGUACCCAAACGAUGGGCCCGCGUGUAGAGCACCGCGGAGGUUCGAGUGUUGCUUCGUAGGUCAUGGGCUCUACAAAGUCUACGACACCGUGUUGUCCUUCUCGGCAACUGUGUCUGAGAAACUGUUAAUGAACAGGUGCUUUGACAUCACUAACUGGUAUGCAAAGCAACUCACUGCAGGCUACCAUGCCCUGCAGGACAAGUUUGACAAGUGGACUUGCGAAUGGGAUGUAUUUCGGCUGUUAGAUCGCGGAUCGCUGUUGCCAAUGGAUUGUCAGUUGGACAAGCUGGCAAGAUAUAUAUUAGAACCCAUACCUCCAAUGUGGAUGUGGCAAGUGCACAGGUUAAUACAUAUCAUAGAGUUUAACGGGGUGUCAGUCCCCGCAGGGACAUACCCCACAUUGCAGCGCAAUGCCGCACUGACUUGGGACUUCACGCAACUGUUGCCCAAGCCGAUAGUCGUGGUUGUACACAUCAACGGUCGCCCUGCUCGUGUUUUGAUCGAUACCGGGUCGUUAGCAGACUUUAUGUAG
This is a messenger RNA of Suillus paluster, 858 nucleotides long. RefSeq lists its product as uncharacterized. NCBI's taxonomy places the organism in Eukaryota, Fungi, Basidiomycota, Agaricomycetes, Boletales, Suillaceae. The record is from RefSeq and is a predicted model, not a curated record. The transcript has a single exon. The annotation marks the transcript as partial.